AUGUGUUCACAUGGUCAUUCUCACAAUUGUGCCGCAGAGCACAUUCCAGAAGUUCCAGGUGAUGACGUGUAUCGCUACGAUAUGGUCAGCUAUAUUGACAUGGAAAAGGUAACUACUCUCAACGAGUCAGUCGACGGCGCCGGAAAGAAGGUUUUCAAGGUGAUGGAAAAAAGAGAUGACAGAUUGGAAUACGUAGAAAGUGAUUGCGAUCACGAGUUGCUAUUCAAUAUUCCAUUCACCGGACACGUUCGUCUAACGGGUCUCUCGAUAAUCGGAGACGAAGAUGGAUCACAUCCAGCCAAAAUUCGAUUGUUCAAAGAUCGAGAGGCAAUGUCAUUUGAUGACUGUAGUAUUGAGGCAGAUCAGGAAAUUGAUUUGAAACAAGAUCCACAAGGACUCGUGGAUUAUCCGUUGAAAGCUUCAAAGUUUGGAAAUAUUCAUAAUCUAUCGAUUUUGGUAGAUGCAAACUUUGGAGAAGAUGAGACAAAGAUCUACUAUAUCGGAUUACGUGGAGAAUUUCAGCACGAGUUCAGACAAAGGAUUGCAAUUGCCACAUACGAAUCAAGAGCUCAACUCAAAGAUCAUAAAAACGAGAUUCCAGAUGCUGUUGCCAAGGGACUUUUCUAAAAUAAUUAAUUAUUGAUUACUUGUGAAUUCGUUAGUGUUAAUCAAUCCACGUGGUUUCAUAUUGACUACCAGUAUUUUCGAUUGAAAUGUUUAAAUUGUAACAAUACACGACAUUUGUCGGAAAGUAUGUCCCUCAAAUUCUUCUUUGAAGUAAAUUAUUUCUCUC
Messenger RNA from Caenorhabditis elegans, 793 nucleotides. It is a transcript of the gene ZK353.9, whose product is annotated as PITH domain-containing protein ZK353.9. Gene Ontology annotation, cellular component: cytoplasm. Bases 1 to 627 code for a protein of 208 amino acids. Lineage: Eukaryota; Metazoa; Nematoda; Chromadorea; Rhabditida; Rhabditidae. The transcript is spliced from 4 exons. The record is from RefSeq and is marked reviewed.